This is a messenger RNA of Ilyonectria robusta, 1748 nucleotides long. Its product is annotated as fungal-specific transcription factor domain-containing protein. The record is from RefSeq and is a predicted model, not a curated record. Lineage: Eukaryota; Fungi; Ascomycota; Sordariomycetes; Hypocreales; Nectriaceae. Gene Ontology annotation, biological process: positive regulation of transcription by RNA polymerase II. Bases 94 to 1620 code for a protein of 508 amino acids. The transcript has 5 exons. Gene Ontology annotation, molecular function: DNA-binding transcription factor activity, RNA polymerase II-specific; zinc ion binding; transcription cis-regulatory region binding. Gene Ontology annotation, cellular component: nucleus.
CCACGCGUUGUUUCGUGUGCCUGGAGUUCUCAGUAAAUUGGCGUGAAGCUACCACGCAAGUCAUCUACUUCUCGGCAACGGAACUACACCAAGAUGUCGAGCCGAGGCUGCGGGACUUGUCUCGAUCGCAAGGUCCUCUGCGAUCGUGCACUCCCCACAUGUCGCCGCUGCGCUUCAUCCGGUCGAGACUGCAAGGGAUACGAUCUGCGUCUGUCUUGGCCAAGAGCCGGCGACAAGAAACGAGCACUCGUCGGCCCUGACACGCCAGAGACUAAUUCCCUUAGAAACAUCACCGAACUUCCAUUUGUGAAUGCAUCAUUCUGGGAUGUCGAGAUACAUCAUGAUACGUUAUUUUCGGAAUCAAAGUACAGGACUGCCCUUGCUCAGAAGACCUCUCGCGCCAUCCAGUUACAUCGCAUCAGACAACUCGCGCAGCCCGUCUUGAACCCGCCCGUAUCGUGGAUGCCACCCAGUCUGUCAGACCUAGACAAGGAUCUGUUGCAGUAUUUUGUCUCCAUUGCAUCAUUCUCAUUGCCGGCGUUUGGCCAAGACGCAUCAAUAAUCCGUCCUGCAAUUAUCCGCAUGGCUCUCUCCGGUAGCACACCCUCUGCCACAGCAGUGCUAAAGUCCGCUCUUGCUCUGGCCUCGCUCUAUCGCGAUGGACCACAGAACCGCGCGGCCCUGCUCAAGAUCUCUGCACUUCGCGCUCUCUCGACGUCAGCAAAUACCAACAUUGGAUCCGCCGAGUGUAUCCAGCAUGUAGCUACCGGAAUGCUCCUGUGUUCCUUCGAGGUUCAGCAGUCUUCGAAAACCUCAAAUCACUGGCACUGGUACAUCUGCGGUUCGAAAGAUAUCAUCAAGACGGCCAAACUUGAGGAUUCUGUUCACAACAGUGAUUUCGCUGCUUUGAUCAGUUGGGUCCAUUACUACGACGUGCUGGGCCGGUUCAGCCUCCGAUACUGGCAGCGUCGUCAUUCUGUUGAAAACAUUCUCAAUAACGAUGCCCAGUUUCAAGACUUCUCGCCAACAGUCUGCGAACGUUCGCGGGCCCCAAAUUUGCUCGGCGCAUCCCACCCAAUCUUAGACGUGCUCUCGGAAAUCUCCGACACCCUCCUGGACCCCUCAGACCCAGAUUAUCACUCAGAUGACUACAGACAGUAUUUGAAAGUUCUCGAGUGGAGAGUGAGAAGUAUUCAGAUAAAUGACUCAGAAUUGACAUCCAAUACAAAUGAGGCGGAUUCGGCGAAGAUAACCAAACUAUAUCAGCUGGCAGCCUUAAUCUACAUCACCCGUACGUCAGAAAACUCUGCAGAUCAGUCAGAGAAGAUCAUGGAGUGGAUCGCAGAGGGAUUCGCCAUCAUGUCCCAACUCAACACCUGCAAAGCCCCGUUUCCGCUCUUUGCCUUCGGCUGUGAGGCAGCAAAUGACGAGAUGAGGACCGUCGUCCUCAAUCUCAUUUCCACAACGGAAAGAGAAGCACACAUACAGAGCUUAGAGCGGGUCAAGUCGAUGCUGGAGUUUAUUUGGGUCCAGAAUGAUCUUGUCGAUGUCCCUAUGGACUAUACAGACCAGCUGAGCAGGAUCUUUGGCCUCAGUGAUGUUCUCCCAGCCAUGUUCUAAGUUCUGGCAAGAUAAUCUAGCAUCAAUUGAUGAGUUCCACUUGAUGCUGGUGUGACUUGGUCAAACUCAUGCGAUUAACAGACCAAGCGGUACGGGUUCGUUUAGUUGUCAAGACAUAGUCAUCCCAG